Messenger RNA from Ochlerotatus camptorhynchus, 1975 nucleotides. It is a transcript of the gene Osi24, whose product is annotated as Protein Osi24. The record is from RefSeq and is a predicted model, not a curated record. The transcript has 5 exons. NCBI's taxonomy places the organism in Eukaryota, Metazoa, Arthropoda, Insecta, Diptera, Culicidae. Gene Ontology annotation, cellular component: membrane. Bases 302 to 1615 code for a protein of 437 amino acids.
AUUCGGACUGAACUAAGCUGCAAACAGUAGUUUUCCAACAAAUGCCACUAAGCUUCUUACGCUAGAAAUCAUCCGAACGAGCCGAUCUAGCGUCGACCGCCUCCGCUUCAUCAACCAAUUGAAAAGAGCAAUAUCUAAUUGCUAUACAGCGACACAUUGAUUGCACUUCCCAUGCUGCAGCCUCUCUGCCAUAUAGCCAUAAAUAGAUACAGAGCAAAACCCAAGCACUGUUCCUCGUAUUGAAGAUUCACAAACUUUCACCGGCAUAUAGCUCCUUCUACAAGGUACUUCCUUUCAAGUCAUGGAAACGAGAAGGCGGCAAAGUAGAAUAAUGUUGCAACUUCGGUUUACCCAUCUGACAUAUGGAUUCCUCCUGAUCACAGCUGCCUCUAUCAGCUUGUCACGAUGCGAAGAAAGCUCCACAGAAAUUGUUAGGAUAAAUACCACUACCAUAGCUGCCACAGCCACCACCAACACCACGGGUGCCAAUAGAACUGUAAGCUCAGAAACGAUGAAGGACACCGACCUGCUGGAGGAAUUUGAAACCGUUCUCGCUAACUACGUUAAUGAUGCCCUGGAUCGAAAUUACAAUGACAUAUUAGCUGGAAUUUCCCCCAGCUACGCGGGUAACGUAUCAGCUGCGGCCCGGAAGGCGGACGACAGCAUUCUAAACCAGCCAGGGCUGUCCGCGUUUGAUCGGAAAAUUGUUCGGGGACUAGCUCGAUUCAUCGACCAACGAAUUUUCAGCAAGGAGAAAAUGAGUCGAGCCAUCGAAAGUGGGAGACUGUUCUUCUUCAAAGGACUGAAGAAAAUCGUCUGGCCUCUGUUGUUCGGUCUACAGGUCGUGAAAACUGUCCUUCUAGUGCUUUUCCUGCCUAGCAUCAUAGGAUCGUUUGGUAAAAUCCUCGGCAAAGGCCUAUCUUCGGUGUCUGUCCUGUCGAAUCAGCCAACGACGGUGGAGGACUUGGACUUUAAGGAUAAUUCCUACAACUCGGAUCAGGACUUCCACAUGAACAUGGAAAACAAUGCCUAUUUGCCACCAUUGGAUGCCCAACCGGCCGGGACGAGCUACAACCUGAUGUACGAUGCCAACAAUGCCAAUGCAGCCCUGUCCAGGUUGGGCUUCGGAGGAGGGCGUGUGACUUAUGUCAACUCCGGUAAUGACUACAACCGGCAGCAGAAGCGAAAUGAUUUCAAAAUUUUCCACGACAUCCCGAGCAGUAGUUUGCUGCUGACAAACUACGACCCGUUCUACAGUCCGCUGUUGUCGAGGUUGGAUGCGGUGUUUGCCCAGAUGGGCCUGUCCAGUAAGGAGGAACCGUGUCGGGAGAAGCUGAUCUGCCUCAUGUACGCCAAUCCGGCCAAGUACGCACCUUAUAGUAAUCUGAUAUCGGCGCAGCUGAGCAGGGAACUGAACGAACUGCGCAAACCGACCAAUGACAAUCCCGACAUUCUGCGGUUCUUCAAGUACAUGCGAGCGGCCAAGGAUGGCCAGGACGGCGUCAACUGCGAGCGAAUGCACAAGGACUGUGGCAACUAUCAUGAUCUCUCGAAUCCGGCCAUGGUGACAACAUUCAACGACAUCAACAAACUGGUUCAGGCACGAAAGCUGUAGGGUGGCAGGUAUCUGCCAUGGAUGCCAAUGCAAAGGGAUUUCAGGAACAAACGAACAAAUGAACAAGGUGGCGAGGAGAUAAACUUAGAAAAAGUAAACCUGGUGAUGCAAGCUUUCCGAACGGCUAGGCACUCCAUGGAAGGAUGUGGCGAUAAUCGAGACAGCAGCUAUCACAGCUGGAAGGGAUGAUGGAUUUUUAAGUGGAAUCCUGUCAAGGAGCGAAAUUGGAUUUACUUCCAUGUUGAAAAACUUUUAUCCUUCCAGCUUUCACAGUUUGUUAGUUUGUUCGCUAGUAGAGACUGUAGAAAGAGACACAGAGUAGCGGAUUGCCGCUUUAGGAACAAGCAACUGUAACGCUAA